UAUAUCAAAGUUGUUGGAAGUCAGAGGGAGCAGUUGAAGACGAUUUCUUCUUCCCCAAAGUUUGGGAGAACAAUUUCUGCAAGAUUGACAACAACCUGGAAUCAAUAUAUAAAUCUUCUUCUUCUUCCUUCUUGGAGAGGGAGAAGAAGACGAGCGAGAUUGCUGUUAUUCAAUUCCUUCGCUAGGAUACGAUGAAGGGAGUAAACAGAACAAAGUUGAUACUUUUGCAGCCUUCGCCCAACCACAAGCAAGGUGGCAACUGCUCCGUCGCGUCCUUCUUCGUCUUCGCCUCCCGCCGCCGCCGCAGCCGCCUUUGGCUCGCCGCUCUCCUCUCCUUCACCUUCGCCUCCCUUCUCGCUCUCCUCAACACUUCCACCUCGAGACCUGCCGACGGCCUCCCUUCCUCUGUUUCUUAUUCCUCUGUUUCCCGGUCCGCCGGAGAAGCGGAGAAGCCGCUUCCUGCGGCCGUCUUCGAUGCGCUCGUCGACUACGCCGCGGGAUCCACUUCGACGGGAAUGAUGAACGAGGAGGAUCUGCGGGCGGUGGCCAGCGUACUGCGGCGGCGUGCGCCGUGCAACCUGCUGGUGUUCGGGAUCGGGCACGAGACGCCGCUCUGGCGCGCGCUCAACCACGGCGGCCGCACCGUGUUCGUUGACGAGAGCGAGUACUUGGUGGGGCAGGCGGAGGGGCGGAACCCGGGGAUGGAGGCCUACGACGUCGCCUUCACCACCACCGUCCGUGGGACGCCGGAGCUCCUGGCCGCGGCCCGCAGGCAGAGACGGGGGGAGUGCCGGCCGGUGCAGAACCUGCUCUACUCCGACUGCCGCCUGGCCGUCAACAACCUCCCCAACCAGCUCUACGGCGUGGCGUGGGGAGUGAUCCUCGUGGACGGGCCGCAGGGGCACGCCCCGGAGGCGCCGGGGCGGGCGUCCUCCAUCUUCACGGCUGCCGUGAUGGCAAGGUCGGCCCCCUGGCAGGUGGACGUGCUCGUGCACGACUACGACCGGGAGGUGGAGAGGGUGAGUAGCGGCGAGUUCCUCUGCCCGGAGAAUCUAGUUGGCGGCACUCCCCGCCUCGGACACUUCGUCAUCCGCGCUGGCACCCCCACUGACGGAUUCUGCCACAACAAGACCUCCAGAAUGUCAUGGCAGCCGCCGGCCGCCGGAACGAUUGCCGGCUCCUAGCUACUAUAUCAUUCGACUGCUAUCGACAAGGCCAACCAUUGCGAUAUGACUAAAGAAAUUGAAACACAUUUGAGCUGCCAGAAAAAUAGAGAAUAAUUAGAAGAAACAAAUUUAACAAAACUGCAUCUUUCUUAGCUACCGUUGUCCAUUGAUUAAUUAAUGAGAAUCAAUAAUGG
Messenger RNA from Zingiber officinale, 1360 nucleotides. RefSeq names its product protein IRX15-LIKE-like. Bases 192 to 1184 code for a protein of 330 amino acids. NCBI's taxonomy places the organism in Eukaryota, Viridiplantae, Streptophyta, Magnoliopsida, Zingiberales, Zingiberaceae. The record is from RefSeq and is a predicted model, not a curated record. The transcript has a single exon. Gene Ontology annotation, biological process: xylan biosynthetic process.